AUGCAACGGCGGCCGCACCUCCCCGGCCCGUCGCAAGCCUUUGCCGAGAAAAAGACCAAGAUCCUGGACCGACUCGCCGUGCCGGAAGCCGAAUACACGGACCUCUCGCCCAAGGGAACCGUCGACAAGGGCAUCCGCCGCCUCAUCGACGAGAUCAACAGCACAGACGGCUUCGUAACGACCAGCAGCUGCGCAGGCAGAGUCAGCGUCUUCCUGGAAGGCAGAAAGGCGGCAGAAUCCUCAGACGCAGACGCCGGCGCAGGCGCAGAUGAGCAGCCCCCAGCACAGGUAGCCGGCGUCGGGGGCAAGGGCGCCGGCGGAACGUGGCUGUAUGUCUCGCACGAUCCGGUCCAGGGCCAAGACUGGCUGCAGACCCUGGCUUUGGAGGACGGGGAGGCCCGGCGCACGGGGAGGUUGAUUCACUUCAAGUUUGAGCCCAUGAUCCUCCAUGUUCUUACGGCCUCGCUUGCCCACGCGCAGCUGCUCCUGCGCUCUGCGCUGCAGGCGGGCUUUAGGGAAUCGGGCGCGGUGAAUUUGACGGCGGACUCCGAAGCCGCGGCGGCGCCCAUGGUGGCCGUUCGGUCCAUGGGGCUCGGGUUUGAGUCUCUGGUCGGGCAUGAGCUCGAGGGGAAGCGGUACGCGCUCGUGUCCGGCUCGUAUCUGCGGGCGUUGAUGGAUAUUGGGAACGAGCGGUUUUCCGAGAACACGAGGCGGAUUGAGAGGUUCCGCGGCGCGUUCAGGGAGAGUCUGGCCAGGAUGGGCUCUGACGGGCGUCAGUGGGAGGAUCCUGCGGCGAGGAGGGAGAGAAUGCGGGCUGAAGGGCUGCGGAGGAAGGCUACGGCGGCGGAGGGUGUUGUCGAUGAGGAUAAUGGCGGGAGGGAGAGUGCCGAUGACUUGUACGUUGCAUUAGACUUUGGUUUGGCGUAG
Messenger RNA from Metarhizium brunneum ARSEF 3297, 927 nucleotides. RefSeq names its product tRNA wybutosine-synthesizing protein 3 (gene TYW3). Lineage: Eukaryota; Fungi; Ascomycota; Sordariomycetes; Hypocreales; Clavicipitaceae. The record is from RefSeq and is a predicted model, not a curated record.